Plectropomus leopardus (leopard coralgrouper) is the source of this 3264-nucleotide messenger RNA. RefSeq names its product nucleolin-like. NCBI's taxonomy places the organism in Eukaryota, Metazoa, Chordata, Actinopteri, Perciformes, Serranidae. Gene Ontology annotation, molecular function: RNA binding. The record is from RefSeq and is a predicted model, not a curated record.
GAAACAGUCACGUGGAUGUUUUUAGCUAAAUAAAACGUGUAUCCGCUGACUGCAACUAGCAGUUUAUUAUAAUCGUGUGGGACUGAAACACAAACCAUGGGAAAGACAGACGCUACGAGACGUAAAAGACGAAGCAAAGUUGUCAACAGUGAAGUUUUAGAGGAAGAGGACAGCGCUACACCAGAAGGACAGACUGAGAGUGUCCCUACAAGUAAAGAAAUAGUCGAAACAGAGGAGGAUGCUCCCAAGGAGGACCAAGAUGAACAAGAUUCUCAGAUGGAGACCGUCAUUGAAGUAAAAAGAAAUACAUCCACUGUGACCGUAUCCUGGGACAAGCAGAAUGAGGAGGGAGAAGCUGAUGAUUCAGAAAAAAGAACCAAUGCAAGUGAUCAGAUGAUGGAUAGUGAAGAACAGAUCAUCUCCUCAUCUGGUGCUGUGGGCUCCACAGAGGAUGCUUUCAGGGAGAGCACUGAGACAAACAUGAUGCAAGACAUGCAGGAAUCUGGAGAGUCUCGGAUGGACACUGCUGCUGAAAAUACAGCUGCAGUAACUGUAACCCUGGAGAAGAGUGAGGAGGGAGGGAGCGAGGAUGUUAAAAAGGAAGCCAAUGGAGGCGAGCAGAAAAUGGUUAAAAAGAAAGCAGCAAAAAGGAAACGGAAGGCACGCUCUACUGUUGAGACCUCCCCACCGAAGAAAACUAAGCUCAUCAGUGACGUAAAAAAGAAACAGAAGGAACAACCCAAUGCUGAGACCUCCCCAUCAAAGAAAACUAAGGUCAUCAAUAAAGGUUUUUGUGUUUUUAUUGGCAACCUGGACAAGUCCAAAAGCCGUAGCCAGAUUGAAGAUUCCUUAGCAAAGUACCUCAUGACAAACAGUGUCCUAUUCAAGCACAUCAGAUUAGACAAGACCAAAAAAUUUGCAUAUGCCGAUAUGGCGUCAGAGAUGGACAUGACCAAAGCCCUGACGUUUAAUGGAGAAGUGCUGCAUGAUAAGCCAAUGAAGAUCGCCAGAGCAAAGGUCAUAAGUAAGGACAAGGCCCAACCUACAGCAGAGGAGCGAAAGGAAGCCAAAGAUGGCAGAUGUUUAUUUCUGAAGAACAUCCCAUACGCGGCAACAAAAAAUGACAUUGUCAGGGUUUUCCGAAAGGCCAUCGACGUCAGGUUUCUUGGUGGAACUCAGGGCCCAGAGAGAGGCAUUGCUUUUGUGGAGUUUCAAAAUAAAACAAUUGCAAAGAAAAUGUGGUUACGAAAACAAGGAGUCCAGAUCCACGGCCGGGUUUUGACUGUGGACCGCAUUAGAAAUAAGGACAACGAAGACAUCAAAAAAGAUCCUCCGUGUAAAACCCUAUUUGUCCACAAUUUGCCUGUCAAUGUGAAAAGAAAACAACUCAAUACGGUCUUCCAGGAAGCUUGUAAUAUCAACGUUCCUAAAAGCGAAGGCAAAACAAGAGGGUUUGCGUUUGUCGAAUUUAGAAGUGUGGAAGAUGCUGAAAAGGCCUUGGAGUCGUCCAAAAACGUUAAGAUCAACAAAAAGUUGAUCGGAGUACAAUUCAGCAAAACGAAAGAGAAGUCAGGAACAGAAAAGGUCCUGAAAAAAACACUGAUCGUGAUGGGCCUUGCUGAGACGACAACUGCAGAGACUCUUCAAAGAGCUUUUGAAGGGGCGUUACGAGCAAGAGUCACUGUAGAUAGAGAGACAGGAGUCUCAAAAAGGUACGGUUUUGUGGACUUUGAGCAUGAAGACACAUGCAAAUCCGCCAUGGAAGCCAUGGAGGACUGCGAGAUAGAUGGCAGCAAAGUGACUGUGACCUAUUCAAAAAUUAAGACCGGAAUACGUCCAGGACGCCCCCACAAGCCACCCCGUGGUCCCCCUGCAGAUCAGGUGGGCGUAAAGACAAAGAAAAACGCAGAAGAGGAGUUUUAGGACGUGCAGCUGUCCCACCAGAGAAUGCUGUUAAAAAAUUGAAAAACAAAAAGUCCUCCACCUCCCCGAAAUUAUCUAAUUUCAUUCCCCUGUAAACGACCCGCAGGAGCGUGUCCUGAAGGAGCGAACAUACAGGUGGAUGACAGAAACGCUCGUAUGACUGGUACAGUCAUGUCGCAGUUGCGCCAGAACUAUGUGGUUAGAUUUAAAAGAAACAUUUAUGGUUUGACUUAGAAUAAGUAUGUUGGUUACCAAGGUAACGUAAUGCAUCUCAUGGGACAUGCAUCACAUGACAUAUGUUGACAUAUUACAUUUCCUUGUUAAAAUAAAUACGAUGAUUACUUGGAUCGUUUGCAUCAUUGGGCUCACAGAGCAAGCGCACCACAGACUUCUGAUGGUCCAUCAGCCAACUUCAAGUAUGUUAUCAGACCAAAUGGACUAAAUCCUGUUAGUGAAAAGAAACAUUUUGCAGGGGUUGUGUUGCUAAAAAAACUUUAUCCAUUGUAUCUCUUUCCCAAUUCAGGUUCACGGGAAAACAUUAUUUUUGUGCCUAAUGAGAUCGCCUGACAGACCUGAAUGUUGUACUUUUGCUUCAAACUUUAAACUGUAUUUCUGAGGAGCAUGCUCUUUAUCAGGCGGCCAGGAAGUUUUUUUUUUUGCAUUACAACCACGUGAAAUGACUUGUUUCACUAUCAGAUAUGAUCUAUUGGGUAUAUUUUGAUUACCUGGAUGAUCCACAGAAUUUUACACCUGCGUUUUAUUCAUUUCACCAUUUUGGCCUUGUGCACCACUGAGUAACUUGCACAGGAAUAUACAGGGCUUCAUUUACAACACUGUAUCUAGAUUGCAUAGUUUGGAGUUAGGGCUAAAUGUUGAGAUAAGCCAAUCAGAGGCAAAGUAAGGUGGGUCAUUCCUUUGCUAUCCAGGGAAAUCGAAGUCAUGAAGCACUAGGCUACUUUAUCUGACUUCCUCCUUUGCUCCUGUGAUAAUUACUACAGCCGCUAGGUACCAACGCCACAAAAAACAUAGAUUGGGUUUUUCUUGUAAAAACACGCCAUGUGAUCGCAUUUAGGUGGAGGACACUUUAAUUUUGAUAUGUUCAAGGGUGUGAAAAUGUGUACAGUUUGCUUGUCCCGCCUGAUUGUCUGAGAGGAGACACCUUGUUAUGUCAUAUUUUGUACAUUAAACUGUUGACUUCACAAUUAUUGUCAAAAAACACAGAAAAGAACCCUUACUUCUUAACACAUUAUGUGCGUCUUCUGUAAUAUAAAAAUGUGACUUCAGAUUUAUUCCUAAUGUGAAGAUAAAACUAUUUUUAAAACCACUCCAUCUGUUUCUUUU